This is a messenger RNA of Telopea speciosissima, 2127 nucleotides long. Its product is annotated as histone deacetylase 15. The record is from RefSeq and is a predicted model, not a curated record. NCBI's taxonomy places the organism in Eukaryota, Viridiplantae, Streptophyta, Magnoliopsida, Proteales, Proteaceae. Gene Ontology annotation, cellular component: histone deacetylase complex. The transcript is spliced from 18 exons. Gene Ontology annotation, biological process: chromatin organization. The coding region runs from base 112 to 1920 and encodes 602 amino acids. Gene Ontology annotation, molecular function: histone deacetylase activity.
AACGAGCUUAAUUUCAGUGGGAGGAAGCAUUACUGCAGUUUGAUUUUGGUGGUUUUACUGAUGACGAGGGAAAUGUUCUUUAAGGAAUGCUUGUAGGGUCAAAUUCCAAAAAUGGACUCUGAAGCAGUGCAAACUAGUUCUCUAAAGAAUGGAGGAGCAGAGGGUAGUCUUUAUAAACAAAGUGAGCGGGUUCAAUGCCAAAGCAGUGGUUACUUGAAUGGAAGUCGUAGAAGCUCGAAGAAUGAGGGAAUCAGUACCGAUCCUCCUUUGAACGAAAAUUAUAUGGAACAAGAAGAAUGUGAAAUACACUCCAGAGAUAUGGACAGUAAUGGGAGCAUUCGGCAUGAUCAUGCAACUAAAAAGCCAAGGCAUCAGAAGGACUUGACAUUUCAGGAUAUGUACAGCCAGCAGGAGGGCUAUUUUGAGGACGAUGACGAUGAUGAUAGCGACUGGGAGCCAUUGCAAAAGCAUGUAGCGAGCAAAAAGUGGUUUUGCACAAACUGUACGAUGAUGAACCUUGAUGAUGAUCUCCACUGUGAUAUUUGUGGAGAAUAUAAAGAGUCUGAAAUCGUUAGGCAUGGUUUUUUUGCAUCUCGUCUUGCGCCAACAGCUUUCCAUUCUCGGGUCGAAACAGAAGUAAUAGACAGGUUAAAAGACUCGGUGACGCGAAAAUCAGACCGGGACAAUUGCACUGUAAUUGGUUUUGAUGAAAGAAUGCUACUUCACUCAGAAGUUGAAAUGAAGUCCCAUCCGCACCCUGAAAGACCAGAUCGCCUUCGUGCUAUUGCUGCUAGCCUUGCCUCUGCUGGUAUAUUUCCUGGAAGGUGCAUCUCAAUCCCUGCUAGAGAAAUUUCCCGAGAGGAGCUGCAGCCGGUCCAUUCUUUGGAGCAUAUUGAAGCAGUUGAUCUUACAAGUCGCAUGCUUUCUAGCUAUUUCACUCCAGACACAUAUGCUAAUGAACACUCAGCAUCCGCUGCAAGGCUUGCAGCAGGGUUGUGUGCAGAUAUUGCUUCCACAAUUAUGACUGGAAAUGCCAAGAAUGGUUUUGCUUUGGUUAGGCCUCCUGGUCAUCAUGCGGGUGUCAGACAAGCUAUGGGAUUCUGUCUUCAUAAUAAUGCAGCAGUGGCUGCAUUAGCUGCUCAGAGUUCAGGUGCCAAGAAAGUGCUAAUUGUUGAUUGGGAUGUUCAUCAUGGAAAUGGGACACAAGAGAUAUUUGAGGCAAACAAAUCAGUAUUGUAUAUUUCCUUACAUAGGCAUGAGGGAGGAAGGUUCUACCCUGGUACAGGAGCAGCUGAUGAGGUUGGGAUUAUGGAUGCAGCAGGAUAUUCUGUGAAUAUUCCAUGGAAGUGUGGGGGAGUUGGGGAUAAUGAUUACCUUUUCGCUUUUCAGCAUAUUGUCCUUCCUAUAGCUUUGGAGUUUUCCCCUGAUUUCACUAUUAUAUCAGCAGGGUUCGAUGCUGCAAGGGGUGAUCCACUUGGCUGCUGUGAUGUAACUCCGGCUGGUUUUGCACAAAUGGCACACUUGUUGAGUGCUUUCUCCAGUGGAAAGUUGCUUGUAAUUCUCGAGGGGGGCUACAAUCUCCGUUCAAUAUCAUCCUCCGCUACAGCAGUGAUAAAGGUAUUACUUGGUGAAACUCCUGUAUAUGAAGUGGAUCAUGUUGAACCUUCCAAAGUUGGCUGGCAAACUGUUUUGGAAGUCUUGGGAAUACAGAUGAACUUCUGGUCCACGCUGAAGCCAACAUUUACAAGGUUGCAGUCACAAUGGGCAUCAUUUUUGCAGAAUAGAAAGAAAAUGGCCAAGAAGAGACGGCGGCUAGAGGGACCAAAAUGGUGGUUAUGUGGAAGAAAAAGGUUAUUGUAUCAUCUGUUGUAUGGGCAACUACGUGUAAAGGCAAAGCGGCGGGCUAAAGCUUUCUGCUAAUUUUUGUCUCCUGCAUCCUCCACUCCCUUUUUUGGGCCCAGGCUUUUGCGUAUGGCUUACUUUUUCUAGGCUGGUCUCAUGGCCAUCCAUUUUUUGUAUGAAAAACAUAACUAGUUAUAAUGUUGUUUCUGGUGGCAUUGGCAUUUGGUAAUCAGGGUCUCAGAUUCAUUUGUCUAUUCCAUAAAAUGUGGAAAUUUUUGUUUAUUU